AUGAGAGCCCUGGUACAGCGGGUAGCCGAAGCGUCGGUGGAAAUCGACGGCGCUGAAGUUGGAGGCAUCGGGCCUGGCCUGCUGGUCCUCUUGGGGGUAUCUGCUGAUGACGAUGAAGCGGACGCCGCUUACCUGGUGGCCAAGAUAGUCAACCUGCGGGUAUUUGCCGACGAUGCCAAUCGCUUCAAUCUGUCCGCACUGGACGCGGGCGCGGAGGUGCUGGUAGUCAGCCAGUUCACUCUAUAUGCCGACACCCGGCGAGGCCGCCGCCCCGACUUCACCCUUGCUGCGCCUCCCGACUUGGCAGAGAAACUUUUACGAACGCACGGUGGCGUUGCUGCGCGAUACUGGCCUGACCGUAGCCACCGGUCGAUUCCAGGCCUACAUGCAGGUAAAGUCCCAGAACGAUGGCCCGGUAACCAUUAUGCUGGACAGCGCCGAUCGCCAUCGCUCGAGGCACUGACGCCGUCAAUGGGCCCCGGACCGUCCCAGACGGUCGGCUCGUUGAAUGCCCAAUCUGGUCGCGCUCCGGAGUGGCUACCAAAGCGAGCGCUCUGCUAA
Geodia barretti is the source of this 561-nucleotide messenger RNA. Lineage: Eukaryota; Metazoa; Porifera; Demospongiae; Tetractinellida; Geodiidae. The record is from the annotation of a GenBank genome assembly.